AAAGUUAAGAAAUUUUAAUAAGAAUCUUAAUAAAUAUUUAAUAAAAAUGGGAAGCCUUUUUGCAGAUAUUCCUUUUAUUAAGAAGGAUGUUAUAUUUGGAUUAAUGGAGAUAUAUAGAGAUGAUGAUUUCGAAAAUAAGGUAGAUCUUAGUGUAGGGAUUUAUAGAGAUGAAUAUGGAAAUACUACGCCACUUUCUUGCGUGAAAAAGGCAGAAUCUAUGUUAAUUUCGGAUCCAGAAUAUAAUCAUGAAUAUUUAGCUAUUGAUGGGUUUUACCCGUUUAUAGAGCACUCUAAGAAGCUUAUUUUUGGGAAAGAAUCACCAUUAAUUAAAAAUGGCUGUGUUUCGUCAAUUCAAACGAUAUCUGGAACGGGAGCGAAUCAUCUUGGAGCUUUAUUUAUGUCUAUAUAUAACAAAAGAAAAAUUUGUUAUUUUAGUAAACCUACAUGGUCAAAUCAUCAUCCUAUUUUUGGACAUGUUGGUUUUACUGUUAAAGAAUAUCCAUAUUUUGAUAAAUCGACAUGUGGAUUAGAUUUUGAAGGAAUGAUUGGAACAUUACAAGAAGCACCAGAAAAUAGUAUUGUUCUUCUUCAUGUAUGUGCUCAUAAUCCGACUGGAGUUGAUCCUAGUCGAGAACAAUGGAUAAAAAUAUGUGAUGUGAUGCAAGAAAAAAAACUAUUUCCUUUUUUUGAUGUUGCAUAUCAAGGGUUUGUAUCAGGAGAUUUAGAUGAAGAUGUUUGGCCUAUUCGACAUUUUUCAGAGCGAGGUUUAGAGCUUUCAGUAUGCCAUUCGUUUUCUAAGAAUUUUGGGUUAUAUGGUCAACGAUGUGGUUGUUUUCAUUUGGUAACCAAAUCAUCUGAAAUAGCGAAAAAUGUUCAGAGUCAGCUUGUUCGUUUACAGAGAAAUGAAAUAUCUUCUCCUCCUUCUCAUGGAGCAAAAAUAGUUUCUCUUAUUUUAGAUAGUGAAGAGCUUACUCAAGAAUUGAAAUUUAAUAUUUUAGAAAUGUGGGGUAGAAUUAGGAAGAUGAGGGAAUUGUUUUAUCAAGAGUUAAUAAAACUUGGUACGCCUGGUUCAUGGGAUCAUAUAAUAAAACAAGUGGGAAUGUUUUCGUAUUUAAAUAUGAGCGAGAAACAUAUUCGCCGUUUACAUGAUGAAUUUCAUAUUUAUAUGCCUCCGAAUGGGAGGAUUUCUAUGGCUGGUUUAAGACUUGGGAAUAUAGAGUAUGUUGCUAAGGCAUUUGAUACUGUUAUUCGUGAUUUAUAAAUUAUAAUUUUUGUUUAUUGAAAAUACUUUAUGAUUUUCAAUGAAU
Molecule: messenger RNA, 1307 nt
Organism: Pneumocystis carinii B80
Lineage: Eukaryota; Fungi; Ascomycota; Pneumocystomycetes; Pneumocystales; Pneumocystaceae
Exons: 9
Coding region: 47-1261 (404 amino acids)
Biological process (GO): L-aspartate biosynthetic process
Cellular component (GO): cytosol
Molecular function (GO): pyridoxal phosphate binding; L-aspartate:2-oxoglutarate transaminase activity
Source: RefSeq, a predicted model, not a curated record